This is a messenger RNA of Fomitiporia mediterranea MF3/22, 1770 nucleotides long. Its product is annotated as cytochrome P450. The coding region runs from base 133 to 1770 and encodes 545 amino acids. Lineage: Eukaryota; Fungi; Basidiomycota; Agaricomycetes; Hymenochaetales; Hymenochaetaceae. The record is from RefSeq and is a predicted model, not a curated record. The transcript has 8 exons. Gene Ontology annotation, molecular function: heme binding; monooxygenase activity; iron ion binding.
GGACUUGGCAAAGACUUUGUGGCAUGAACUAAAGGAUAUAAAAAGGUCAAGGAUUGAGAAGUUAUAAAUUAUCGCCUUCUCUUCUUCCCUUCUUCUCACUACUCUACUUUCAAAGAAGAAGAACCAGAAAGCAUGUCUUCUCACCCUUCUCCCGCCGUCUCCGCGUGGCCAAAGUUGAAUCCCUUCUCUGCGUCGUCUACCAUCGACGUGCCAGAGGUGCAGCUCAACUAUGCCAUCGUGCUCGCCGGAUGCCUUGUAUUCGCCAGUCUCUAUGUCCUGCCUAAGAGCUUGAGCGCCCUCAAUCUGUUCGGCCGCAGGCUUUACAACAAGGCUGGCUAUGCGACGCCGAAUGGUCCAGUGGGCCUUCCGAUUGUCGGUUCAUUCCCAUUCCUUUCACACUACCCAGAGCGUAUGCUCGAUUACUGGUACAAGAAAUUCGGCCCACUCUACUCACUGUGGCUCGGUAAUCAACACUUCGUGAUCAUCACUGAUCCCGGCAUCGCAAAGGACCUUCUCGUCACUAACGGCGCAGUCUUCUCGAGCAGGAAGGAAAUGUUCAUCAAGUCUCAGACGGUCUUUGUCGGCAGAGGUAUCACCGCCACUCCGUACAACGACCGCUGGCGCAAGCACCGCAAGAUUGCCGGCACUUGGCUCAACCAGCGCGCUGUCGAUGAUUACUCGAAUGUUCUCGACUUUGAGGCAACAGUCCUCCUCAAAGAGCUUUUCCGCGCCGGCAACAAUCCGAUCAACCCUCAGCCCCAUGCAGGGCGCUGCUCGUUGAACAACAUGCUUACAAUCGUUUUCGGAACGCGUACCGAGACUGUCAACGACCCAUUGGUCGGACAGGCCCUCCGUCUUUCCCGCGAGUUCAUGAACUGUACCGGACCCGUCUCCAACCUUGUCGAUUUCAUCGCGCCGUUGCAAUGGCUCCCAACUCCAAUGUGGAAGAGGGGGAAGAAACUGAACCAAGGUCUCGUCGAUACUUACGGCGGAAUGAUCAAGCGUAUCGAAGCGCGCCUCAAAGCCGGUGAAAACGUGCCCGACUGUCUUGCCAAGACGAUGGUCCAGUCGCGACAAACCGAAGGCCUCGAUGACCUUGACAUGGCUAUUCUUGCGUCGGCAUUUAUGAUCGGCGGAGUUGAGACGACAGCCUCCAUCAUGCAGUGGUUUAGUGCGCUCAUCCCUGCGUACCCCGAAAUCCAAAAGAAAGCACAAGAAGAACUCGACAGGGUCAUCGGACGUGACCGUCUGCCUACCAUUGAGGAUGAGAAAGAUCUUCCUUACUGCCAUGCAAUCAUCAAAGAAGUUGAACGCAUGCACAACCCAUUCUGGUUGGGUACCCCACAUGUCGCUUCAGAAGAUUUCGUUUACAAGGGCCAGUACAUACCCAAAGACACAGUUCUCGUCUUGAACACCUACUCCAUGCACUACCACCCAGAUCGCCAUCCCGAGCCGCACAGGUUCAACCCGGAGAGGUACAUCAAUGAUAGCACAAAUAACACCGAGUCAGCCAACCUUCCCAAUGCAUACGAACGUGAUCACUGGAUGUUUGGCGCAGGGCGCCGUAUCUGCCCUGGGAUGAUAGUCGCGGAGCGUGAAAUCUGGCUGACCAUUGCACGUAUGCUCUGGGCCUUCAACAUGUACGAAGUGCCUGGCGAACCCAUCGACCUUAACGAGUACGACGGCCUGUCUGGACGUUCGCCGAUGCCAUUCAGGAUUCGUCUUGAGCCCCGCCAUGCCAACGUUGCAAAGGUCCUCGGAAUGAACUAG